Molecule: messenger RNA, 1832 nt
Organism: Platichthys flesus (European flounder)
Lineage: Eukaryota; Metazoa; Chordata; Actinopteri; Pleuronectiformes; Pleuronectidae
Gene: msx1a
Product: muscle segment homeobox 1a
Exons: 2
Coding region: 93-944 (283 amino acids)
Biological process (GO): regulation of transcription by RNA polymerase II; embryonic morphogenesis
Cellular component (GO): nucleus
Molecular function (GO): DNA-binding transcription factor activity, RNA polymerase II-specific; RNA polymerase II transcription regulatory region sequence-specific DNA binding
Source: RefSeq, a predicted model, not a curated record
CGCACCGCAUGCAGCAACUUUUUAGAAACUCCUUGCGCGAUACCGACUAAAGUACCACCGGUCGCUUUCCCCCCAGUGCCAGUCGGACCUGUAUGGCCCCAUCGAUCGCCAUGUCAGCUCUGACCGCUGCUUUGAAAACCGAAGACCUUCCUCCCCGCUCGGCUAUCCUCAGCAGAGGCGAGAUGCAGACCAGCCUGAGUCCCGCGGAGGAGACCAGGAAGCCCAAAGUGGCGAUUCUGCCCUUCAGCGUCGAGGCACUGAUGGCUGACAGGAAGCCCAGCAGAGAGGUGCCAUCCCCGGACGCCCCGUCCGUGGCCGGGACGUCCCAAGUGCUAGGGAAGAGCGCACGGAUGGGCUCCUUCGGGAGUCUGGAUACUGCACUUCCUGCUUUGCCCAUGAGCUCUUCGUUUUCAAUGGGAGAGAUCAUGAACAUGCAAGACGACGUGCUGAUUAAACCCGAGAGCCCGGACAGUAACGAGAGGUCUUCAUGGAUACAGAGCCCCCGCUUCUCCCCUACACCUCCACGAAGGUUGAGUCCGCCCGCGUGCCCUCUGCGAAAACACAAGACGAACAGAAAGCCCCGGACCCCCUUCACCACGUCCCAGCUGCUGGCCCUGGAGAGGAAGUUCCGCCAGAAGCAGUACCUUUCCAUCGCCGAGCGCGCAGAGUUCUCCAGUUCCCUCAACCUGACGGAGACCCAGGUCAAGAUCUGGUUUCAGAACAGGAGAGCCAAAGCCAAGCGGCUGCAGGAGGCAGAACUUGAAAAACUGAAAAUGGCAGCUAAGCCUAUGCUGCCCCCAGCUUUCGGGAUUUCCUUUCCUCUCGGUGCGCACGUCCCCGGGUCCUACGGAGGUUCGCACCCGUUCCAGAGGCACUCGCUGCCGGUUUCCCCCAUGGGACUGUACGCCGCGCACGUCGGAUACAGUAUGUACCACCUGGCUUGACAGUGACGCAGGACGAGGGGUAGAUACUACUCUGUGACAACCCCAAAGCAUUUGGACAGGUGAGGUGACACUAGUAAAUACAGAGGCAUCCUGGAGGUGAGCUCAGUGUCACAUCUGGUCUGGGGGCCAGGAACUUCUAAUAAAGCCCUCAUCUGAGGACCUUGAAGUUUAUCCACUUCUCGUGACCUCUCCAGUAAGUUCACACACUGCAAAAAGAAUCCAGCUUUACUAGUCAUUUAAUCUUAACCUGUAAAUCAGUUCUGUCAGUGGAAUUUGAAAUAAUAGCAGCAACUAUGAACGCAAUGAAAGUAGAAAUCUUAGGAAUAAGACGGCUAUGAGAAUAAAUGACUUUAAAGUGGGUGUUUUUGCGGUGCAGAAGUGGGAAACAGAACAGCACCUGCAGGCCUGUGGCUGAUCCCUGACGGACAGUUUAGUAUGGACAGCAGGCCGUGCGCCACAGACAGAGAUAGCCCCCUUUCUGCCUUUUAGUGCUGCUUACAGCACGUAGAGGGGCUAUUUCUCAAGCCUCAACGAGUGGCAGACUUUUACGCAGCUGGACAUUUUGCACCAACUAACCAAUGUUGGGUUUCAUUGCAUUUGUGGGCUGCUGUCACACUGCAGAAAAAACACACUUUCAACUUUUUGCAUUCAUAUCAAUGCGUAACGUGAGUUACUGAAUCCAGUGUCAAUGAAUGCUCUUUGAGAAUUUGGAGAACCACAGUAUUUGUUUUUCUUUUUUUAUAACAGCACUGUCUGUUGUCGGAUGAUUCCCUUCGGAAGGGAUAUGUGUACUGUAAAAUAAUGUAUAUUUGAAGAAUAUCCUCAUUUAUAUUAUGAAUAUAUUUGUGACAUAACUUAAUAAAUUGUUUAUUCUUUUUUCAUGAAGAA